Molecule: messenger RNA, 1074 nt
Organism: Micromonas commoda
Lineage: Eukaryota; Viridiplantae; Chlorophyta; Mamiellophyceae; Mamiellales; Mamiellaceae
Product: actin superfamily
Exons: 1
Coding region: 1-1074 (357 amino acids)
Source: RefSeq, a predicted model, not a curated record
AUGGCGACGACGAUCGGUGACAACGCCGUGGUCAUCGAUUACGACGAUGAUUUUAUUCGCGCGGGCUACGCCGUCCCCGAGCGCGAGCCCGGGGUGCUUCAGCCUGCGCUGGUGCGACCCGCGGGAUCUGGCGCCGGCGGAGAAACCUCGCGACCAAUCCGCGAUCGCCGCGUCGAGGACUGGGACCAGCUCGAGGCUCUCCUCGCCGACGUGUUCUACCGCCAGUGCGCGUGGGUAAAGGGCGACGAGGGCGCGUGCCUGAUAACCGAGCCCAUGUUCACCUCCAAGGCGGACCGCGAGCGACUGACGCAGAUGAUGUUCGAGUCCUUCAACGUGUCCGGCUUGUACGUCGCGGAGCAGCCCGUCGCGGCGCUGUACGCGGUGGGCAAGGUGACGGGCGUCAGCGUGGACGUGGGGUACUCGGUGACGGACGUCGCGCCGGUGGUUGAGGGCAGCCUGGUCUCGCCCGCGGCGCAGAGGUGCGAGGCGGGGCAUUCCCUCGUCACCGCCGAGCUCAUCGCGCGGUGCGGCGAGGAGCACCGCCGCCUGCGCGAGCACGAGAGGGACGCGGUCAGGGACGCGACCGCGGCGGUGACCCCGUCGCGGGACGACGCGAGCGGCGACGACGUUCCGUUGCGGGAUGAGACGUACACGCUGCCGGACGGGAGGAAGGUUUCGGUUCCCGGCGCCGCGAGGAGGGAGUGCGUGGAACGCGGUUUGUUCCGUCCGAGCGACCGCGCGGGUCUCGUCGACGCCGCCGCCGCUGCCAUCGCCGCGUGCCCGGCGGAACAGAGGAGAGCGGUGGUGGACGCGGUGGGGGUGUGCGGCGCGUGGGCGGGUCGCACCGAGGGACUGGACGCGAGGAUACUGGCGGAUCUGGAGCAGCAGCUGCCCCCGUCGAUGAAGCCGUUUCUGGCGUCCACGCCCGAGUACAUGCCGACCGGGACGGCGCGGUGGGCGCCGUGGAUCGGCGGGGCGAUCCUCUCCAAGGUUGUGUUCACGCACAACCAGCACGUGACCAAGGUGGAGUACCAGGAGACCGGUCCAUCGGUCGCUGCGAAACUCAAGGGAUGA